This is a messenger RNA of Exophiala xenobiotica, 1786 nucleotides long. RefSeq lists its product as uncharacterized. Gene Ontology annotation, cellular component: nucleus. The record is from RefSeq and is a predicted model, not a curated record. The coding region runs from base 175 to 858 and encodes 227 amino acids. The transcript is spliced from 3 exons. Lineage: Eukaryota; Fungi; Ascomycota; Eurotiomycetes; Chaetothyriales; Herpotrichiellaceae.
CUUGAUAGCUUUCCUUCACCUUGGGACACUAAUGUAGUCCGAGAAUUCCUUCACGCAUCGCAAUAAGCCACAGUAGAUCCGUUCCGUUUCACUCUCAUCUCCAAGGGCGACGGGGAUCUUUGAAGAUAUCUUUAGAUCAGAUCUCACGCAUACCCGCCACUUUACAGAAUCACAAUGUCCCGGUUUGUGCCAGCUGGCACUGAUCCCGAGUCACGGCCAACAGAAGACGACGCCUGGGUAAAAGCUAAACAGCAAGUGGAAACUCUGAAAAAACCUAAACCCGUGAACGAGGGAAAUCAAGAAGGUGGGAAGAGUCUCUACGAGGUGCUACAAGCAAAUAAAGCCGCCAAGCAAGAAGCAUUUGAAGAGUCCAUCCGAUUGAAGAACCAAUUCCGUGCUCUUGACGAAGAUGAGGUAGACUUCCUCGAUUCUGUGCUAGAGUCCAGCAGAGCGAAAGAGGAUGCAGUCAAGCAGGAGACGGCCGAGCAGCUUGAAGCUUUUCGCAAGCAACGCGCUGAAGCAGAAAAGGAGCAUCUCGACCAAGGAAGUCCCUCUAAAGCCGAAAGUCUGGGCGCUCCGGUGGUCAAAAACGAAUGGUCCACACAAAAGAAGCGCCGCCGCCGUGACAAGGACAACGAAUCUGCUAGCGACAAUAAAUUGAGAAGGCUCUCAUCAUCAGUCGGACAUAAAUCUGUUGCUGCAGAAGCCCCGAAGAGCAAUAAUGCUGAAAAAGCGUACUCGCCCGAGGCUGCGAAACAAACACCCAAGGAUCAAAACAAGACCACUUCUACGACUGUUGCGCCUACGACCAACACUGUCGGACUAGGUUUGGGCGAUUAUCCUUCUGACGACGACUGAUAUACGAGCCAUGCCACUCAUGAUAGCUUCAUCACACCGUAUCAGGGUCAGUGGCAAUUCUGUCCAGCCGCUCCUUUUUGUCCCAUCGAUCAGCCUGACGACAGCGAAUACUCCCCCUGCAUGGUCUAAAUGAAAGAGCAAGAGCCCAGAGUACUCGCGUGUCGGUGCAUCUGUGCAACAUCACCAGUCGAUGCGCUCAGCUGUAACCUGGUAAGGAGGCCGUGGCUGGUGCAAAGCCAACCCAAUUAUGAGCUUUGAUGAAAACCGCCGUCAGCCGUUGGUUGAUUCAGAAGUGCAAAGGAUGGCCACAUUGCUUGAACUUGCACUCCGGGCCAUCCAUGGGCUUUGCGGCAAGCGCCCUAUCACCCGGGUACAGCCGAUUGCCGGAGAACUGCGUCACCCCUGCAUGAUUUGGGGGCCUCGCCUCGCCAAUGGCUACGGAUACUGCAUUGAGCGAUCAAAGGCGGCAAUGUUCAAUGGGCCAAGGGUCGCCUGUCUCGAAUCAUUUAAUACUACGAGGUAUCAGGUUGACCUCCAUCAUAUGGGCUCCCAAAAUACCAUGAUCCAUGGAUUCUUUCGAAGAGGUCGGGACCCUUGCUCGGACGAACGCUCAUGUGGACCCGCUGUUCCUUUGUUAGGGGAGCAUCAUUGAGUCUCGGGAUGGGUUGGAGCGAGCCAAUUGCUUUCGUCUUUGCGUCCGAGCGUUUGUUUAGGUGUGCCAACUAGGACGCGAUUCAGCACCCUUUCCCGGCAAACACACCACACCUGAGCGCUCCUCCCCUCCAGUGUUUACUUGGUCUAGCCCAUUGAAAGCUACGCAUAGCCCAAGCUUUCCAUCUGCCGUUUCCUAUUCGUCUCGACUCCCACCCAGCAGCUGUGGCGGUGAGGAACGGAACGACCUUAUUCAUCGCUUGUUUGCACGCGCCCC